Molecule: messenger RNA, 3381 nt
Organism: Letharia lupina
Lineage: Eukaryota; Fungi; Ascomycota; Lecanoromycetes; Lecanorales; Parmeliaceae
Exons: 4
Coding region: 1-3381 (1126 amino acids)
Molecular function (GO): protein binding
Source: RefSeq, a predicted model, not a curated record
AUGGCAACCAGUGACAAGGCUGAUCCUGAAUGGGACAGUCACAAGGCUACAAUUGAAUCGCUGUAUGUGAAAGAUAAACUCAAACUUGAAGGCCGCGGAGGCCUCAUGGACACCAUGGCCAGAUCCCAUGGAUUUGUGAAAAGCAAAUCGCAGUAUGAGAGCCACUUCAAAAUUUGGUGCAUGCGUAAAUAUCGAAAGAAAGAUGACUGGAGAAGCGUCGGACGGAAGAUUUCAGAGAGAAAACGGGCAGGGAAAGAUAGCAGUGUUUACAUCAAUAAUGAAGUCAUCCCCAAAGCGAGAGUUCAGAGGCAAAUUAGACGUCAUGAGUCCACUACAACUUUCGGACAACUCCUUCCAGCAUCAAGUCCGCGAACUCCCGACGGCUUUGAGAUCCGCACACCCGUAGCAGAAGACUCAACGGUCUUCUCCGAGCUGCAAGAGGCCGCACCCACCUUGCCACACAGGACGGGGACAAACAACUUUACGUUCGCUCAGUUGCAAACCUUAUCCUCCUCCUUGCAGCCUUGGGAGGGAACGGAUGAUUUCCCGGUCUCCCAAUUGCAGAACGCAACAUCCUCCCUACCACCUUGGACGGAGACGGACGAUUUUCGGUUCUCCCCAUUGCAGAAUGCAACACCUCCCGUCCCAUAUUUGACAGGACCCGAUGACUUUCCAUUCUCCCCAAUCGAAGACGUCACGAAACUUGUCCAACGCUGGACAUUUGGGAUUCCUUUGGUAACAUCACGAUCGCUAGAGGAUCACCAAGAUAUCUUUCAUCAAGGUUUUGAUGCUCAACAUGUAGUGCUAAGAGUCUCUGAAUCGCUUACUGCAGUGCUCGAAGCUUUGCUGCCCAGUACAGCGCGUGUGAAUCAACCGGAGGCGCGACUGAUUUCAAGUCCAAACAAUUACCGCUUAGAUGCAGCUACUCCUAGACUGCUCACUCAUCUGCUCUUUGCAAUAGCCAACAACUUUGCCGGUCUAGAUGGUGUUCCAAUUGGAGAAAUCAUGGACUACCUAAAACGCCAAACGAACACGCGACUUUUACGACAGCUUCUAAGCACCUCGGGGCCAGAGUCUGAAGCCUUUGCAGAAAAUCUGUUUCGGGCCGCUAUCGAAGCGGAAGACGCACGCAUUGUCGAGAUUCUCCUAGAGAAAGGAUUGAACCCUAAUGAGUUGGUCUGCCAUGUUGGCGGGGAAAAAUACACUCCAAUAGAACGGUCUUCCAUGAUGAGGAGUGUUGAAAUUACGAGACUUCUCCUGCGUGCCAAAGCAGAUGUUAACAAAACUGUUGGUACAAGAAAUGUAUGCGGAGCACUUCAAUGCGCUUUCGAAUCAGACUACAGAUACUACGAGCGAUCUCGUACACCCGUUGAGCUUGUGUCUUUGCUUCUUCAUGCGGGUGCCAAAGUUGACGAGCUGAUACUUGAAACUCGCAUCGAAGAACGCGAUCAGGACGUGAUUGAACUCCUCGUCGAAUUCUGCACCAAGACCAAUCCUCUCGACUUGGCGCGUUCCGGGAUACCCACAAAAGUGACACAAAAAUUCGACAACGAAAUGGCCACAAGGACUGUAAUGAGUAUUUUCCAAGCAUGUUUGGAUUCAGCUCACGACAUUACUCUAAGUUUUGACUCCACGCUAAAUACGGCGGCAAAGCGUGGAAACCUUGGCCUAGUACAAUUUCUUCUCCACUCUCAUGUGUCUUUGACGCAUGCAACGCUUACAAACGCGAUAACAAGUCAGAACAAGGAUCUGAUCCGGGUCCUGAUUGAGGCGGGAGCGGAUGUUGACGGUGACUGUUCCAUCUCUGAGGUUAUUCAGACGCCGCUCGGUGCAGCAAUCAGAUGUGGAGAUGUCGAGAUCAUGGAUUUACUCGAGCACAAGGGUGUUUGGUCUCAUGUCUGCGAAGGAUCGAGAUUCAAAUCUGCGUUGGUAGCUGCGUCAGAAGUAGGAAAUCUCGCCAUCGUCCAGAAACUGCUUAAUCUCGGAUUUAAUGUUACAGGAAUAGACCUCGGUGGUGCUCUACAGGCCGCAGUUUGUGGAGGGCAUGAAGAAACUGCUCUGAUACUACUCAAUGCCGGCGCCAAUGACAAUUCCUACGCUAGGAACAACAUUAUAGUUCUUCUCGAAGCAUUACAGCAGAAGAAUGAAAAGCUCGUGCAGUUGAUUCUAGACGCUGAUGUGGACAUUUCCUGUGCUAGUGGACAUUUUUUUAGAACAGCCGUCGAGUGGGGUAAUCACUCCAUCAUUGAAGAGUUGAUUGCUAUGGGUGUCGAUGCCAACGCUGUCGGUGAUUCUGAGCCUGGGCGUGCGCCUCUCGUAGUUGCUGUCGAGAGAAAAGAUGCCAAGUUACUACAGCUCUUGCUCGAUGCUGGAGCAGAUGUUAACAGCCGUGAGUUGGGUAAGAAAUCUACCGCACUGAAGGCAGCUGUAACAAAUGGUGACAUUGAAAUGGUUGAGUACCUUUUUUCUAUCGGUGCAGAUCCAGAUGAUUCAGAGGCACUGUCUGAAGCUCUAUCGCAGGGCAUGCCGAUGCUUGAGACGCUUCUUACAAAAUUUACCAGAGUAUAUCCUCAUGGGAAACGCGGAUAUGGUUGCGGCGUUCUUUUAACAGCGAUCGGGAAAGCAGAUUCCCUACUCAUUGAAUGUCUUCUCGACGCGAAGAUAGAUGUCAAUACUUGUGUCUGCAUAGGUGACCCCGAAGGAGAGGGUUUGGAUCGCUUUAGCUAUGCAUUAAGACGUAACUCACUAGGGGCGGCGAUCGAGGAGGCGAACCCCACAAGUCUUGCGAUACUUCAGACGUUGCUGGAUCGAAAUGGUAAUCCCAACAGUAUUGUCCAAUAUUCUAUAGUUUUCCCAUACGGAAGAGAGACGGCUCUUUUGGCAGCAAUCGGCACAAAAGACAUUCAAAAGGUCCAGCUGCUAAUUGACGCUGGAGCCGAUGUGAAUCGGCCUGCAACGAAAGGAGUCAAACGCACUCCGCUACAGAGGGCAGCCGAGAUAGGUAGCUUUCAAAUCGCACAGAUGCUAUUAGACAACGGCGGGCUCGUAAACGCUCAGCCCGCGUGGAGGGGAGGGGCAACUGCCAUACAACUUGCGGCAAUUGGAGGUUACAUCGGCAUUGCGGAACUACUUCUGGAGAACGGCGCCGACGUCAAUGCACCAGCUGCCAGAGUGCAUGGAAGGACUGCUCUUGAGGGGGCCGCCGAACAUGGCCGUAUCGACAUGCUGAAGCUGCUUUUCAACGUUAGCGCCAAGUUCCAUGGCCCUGAGUAUGAACGAGCUCUACAACUCGCGAAGGAAAAUGGACACAUGGCCACUCGGAGAUAUCUCGAAUCUCUUUCCACUGCGCCCGAAGAGUCGAUCAAGGACAUGUGGCAGUGA